Molecule: messenger RNA, 1192 nt
Organism: Acanthochromis polyacanthus (spiny chromis)
Lineage: Eukaryota; Metazoa; Chordata; Actinopteri; Pomacentridae
Exons: 7
Coding region: 97-939 (280 amino acids)
Source: RefSeq, a predicted model, not a curated record
CAGCGUGUUUAUACUGAGCUGCCGUUCACAGUGUCUGAUCGGAGGACGACUGGUCUGUGAGAGAGAAUCUCGCUGUGUGAAGAUUGAAGUGUGACCAUGAGUGCGGGUUUGUGGAAGUCCGUGCUGGUGACAGGCUCCAGCAGAGGGCUAGGACUACAGCUGGUCACAGAGCUGGCUCGAAGCAGCAACAGACCCGGUAUCAUCAUAGCUACAGCCCGCGACCCGACUACUUCCACGGGUUUGCAAGAACUCUCCAAAACCUACCCAGGUGUUCAUAUUCUAAAAUUAGAUGUGGACAACCAGCAGAGUAUCAGCUCAGCCCUGGAGGAGGUCAAGUCCAUUGUGGGAAAUAAAGGACUCAACUGUCUCAUUAAUAACGCCGCAAUCGGAUCCUCUGUGGAUUUAAACAGUGUAACGCCAGAGGCUAUGAUGAAGACCUUCCAGACAAACAGUGUUUCACCUCUCUUUGUCUCAAAGACCUUCUUGCCUCUGCUACAGACUGCUGCAGCUCAGUCAAGUGGCAUGGGGAUCCACAGAGCAGCCGUGAUUAACAUCUCCUCUAUUCUUGGCUCUAUUGAAUCGAACUGGGGUGAAAGUGCAAACUUGAAGAGCUAUGCCUACCGAACUUCUAAGGCAGCACUAAACAUGGUGACAAGAUGUCUAGCCGUUGAUUUAGGAUCAGAUGGAAUCCUUUGUAUGUCUCUGCAUCCUGGCUGGGUCAAGACUGACAUGGGAGGGCCUCAUAGUUCAGAAUUGCAUGACUCCUCUGACGAAGAGUAUGUCCCAGACGCCCCAACAUCUUCCUCCAGAGGUCGGGCAUCUAAACGAAGCCGUCAGGUGGGCUAUGGAGGCCGUGGUCGGGGAGCGACGCGAGCACCCCGAGCCAAAAAACGUCCUGCAGUCUCUUGGCCUGACAAGCCGUGGGAUUGGCUGAUUUGACAGUCGAGGAGAGCGUUUCUGGAAUGCUGUCUGUCCUCUCCAGUCUCACAGAGGAUGAUCAUGGAGGAUUCAAGGACUACCGUGGACAGAAGCUACCAUGGUAAAAGAAAAAAAAUAAACAAGAAGCUUUCCUGGCACACAGUGCUCUAACUAUCAGGGAAUACUGCACUGUCCCUGGUCCUUCCUUAACUGUUAGUCUAUAUCAACAUGCUCUGUGCUAUGAUCAAAUAAAACAUUUUGACAUGGGUUUAAA